AUGACUACAGCGCAUAGGCCAACAUACAGACCUGCUAUAGGUGGUAGUGAAUAAGGUGGAAAUAAAAUGCUUGUUCAUUCAAGAUCCUAUCAUUCAAAAGACUUGCCUGCUUAUUUGAUAUUGAAAAUGAGGAAGCCUGGAUAAGGUACAUAGGCAGAAUUGGAAUAAAAGGAUUUUAAGAUGGACUUAUUAAAAAGAGAGGAAGAAGGAAGAAGACAAAGGGAAUUAAAGGCUUUGGGAGUCUCUGAAACUUCAUUAGCCAUAGAAGCAACACAAAAAAGUAGAAACUUUUUUAAAUUAUUAAUUAGAUUAAAAUAAAGAUGUUCAAGAACCCCAAAUAUUGAAAAAGACUAAAGUAGAAGAAAAGGAAAUUUAUUCUUAAGAUGCUGAUGAUAAAGAAUUUAUUAAGUCUUCAGAUGAUGAAGAAGAAAAUGCACAAAAGCCUGAAAAGCCUACUGUGUAACAAUAGGAAUUGAAAAUCGAAGAAAAUUCAUCAUCCUCCUCAAGUGAUGAAGAAGAUGACGAUGAAUUAUUAAUGAGAGAGUAUCAAAAAAUUAAAGAGCAAAGGGAAAUUGAGGAAAAAAAAAAAGUAAUUAAAUUAGAUUUAUAUUAUAGAUUUUAGAGAAAUAAGAGUAUUUGGAAAAGAAUAGGGAAGAAGAGAUUAUUAAAGGAAACCCGUUAUUAAUUAGUGAGGAUUAUUCUCUUAAAAAAAAGUAUAUUUUCAUAAAUCAUCCAUUUUAGAUGGUAUGAAGAUACAAUCUUCAAAAACCAAUCGAGAUUAGAAGUAAAAGAAAAAUAAAGAUUUAUUAAUGAUGCUGUUAGAAGUGAUUUUCAUAGGAAAUUCUUAAAUAGAUAUAUCUAAAUGUGA
Messenger RNA from Paramecium octaurelia, 868 nucleotides. NCBI's taxonomy places the organism in Eukaryota, Ciliophora, Oligohymenophorea, Peniculida, Parameciidae. The record is from the annotation of a GenBank genome assembly.